GCUCCGUAGUUCCUCACACACAGCUUCUUUCAAACAUGUCUGCGUCCACAAUGUGCACCACAGCGUUGUCCUUUACGCGGACGAGCGGUCACUGCUUAACAAAUUAUGCACUCAAUGUAUUGGGCAGAAGAGCUACUUAUUCAACAGCGUUAUCUACGACCAAUGCCAAAGGCUUCCCAGACAGAAGCAACAGAGGACCAAGAAGGCCCAGGCGAGAAUCUGGAGAACCCAGAACAGAGAAGAUGCCAGAAGCCCAAGACUGGACAGCAGUGUACCCAUCUGCAGCAGCAUUUAAGCCGUCAGCUGUACCCUUACCUGUUCGGAUGGGUUACCCAGUGAAUAGAGGGGUACCUUCGGAGAAGAAGGGCAACUUGGAGCUCAUUAAGAUUCCAAACUUCCUGCACUUAACUCCUGCUGCCAUUAAGAAACACUGUGAGGCAUUAAAACCCUUCUGCACAGAGUGGCCUGCAGGUGUGGACUCUGAAGCUGCUAGUGAAAAACAUUUUCCCAUACAAGUAGAGAGCAAAGAAUUUGUGUCUGCCGGCAGUUCACUGAGGAAUCCAAAAGCCCGUGUAGUCACUCUCAGAGUGAAGCUGUCUAGUCUGAAUUUAGAUGAUCAUGCCAGAAAGAAGAUGAUCAAGUUAGUGGGAAACCGAUAUUGCAUUGAGACCGAUACACUCACCAUUGUCACAGACUGUUGCCCUUUACGACAGCAGAACUAUGAUUAUGCCAUGUACCUCCUGACCGUGCUCUAUCAUGAGUCUUGGAAAACGGAGGCAUGGGAAGCCGAGAAAACCCGCGAGGACAUGGAGGAGUACCACUGGGAGGGCAGCCCCUCCCAGAAGAACGUUCUGGACAUGCUACAGCGUAUGCGAGCCCCCUCCGAGGACGAGGAGGACCCCAGCACUGUGCGUGAGGAGCUGCUCGGCCGGCCCGAGGUGCAGGAGUAUCGGGACUCGGUCACACGUCUGAAGAAUGAGGGUGAGACCGAGGAGACCAUGCUGCAGUACCGGGAGGCUGUGAAGAAGCUUUUGAACGUCUAACCGACGAGCGCUCCAAUGAGCAGUACAGACAAAAACAGACUGGGUUACUGUAAAACGCUUUGGGCUGGAACUGCCUCAUGGUAGUGACUAAGUGGUUGUAGUCACCAUUCCCAUUAGACCCGUUAGAAAAACCUUGUCAUUUUGGUUUGGACUGACUGUGGGAAAGGGGUGCCAGAAGUAUUCAAAGUGUAUACAAAUCCCUCAUACUGAAAUGUGUAUUUGAAAUAAAUUUCUGUGAAACCUUA
Molecule: messenger RNA, 1288 nt
Organism: Alosa sapidissima (American shad)
Lineage: Eukaryota; Metazoa; Chordata; Actinopteri; Clupeiformes; Clupeidae
Gene: mrps35
Product: mitochondrial ribosomal protein S35
Exons: 8
Coding region: 36-1043 (335 amino acids)
Biological process (GO): mitochondrial translation
Cellular component (GO): mitochondrial small ribosomal subunit
Molecular function (GO): structural constituent of ribosome
Source: RefSeq, a predicted model, not a curated record